This is a messenger RNA of Paramuricea clavata, 236 nucleotides long. NCBI's taxonomy places the organism in Eukaryota, Metazoa, Cnidaria, Anthozoa, Malacalcyonacea, Plexauridae. The record is from the annotation of a GenBank genome assembly.
AUGGUUGUUAGAAUUGAUAAAUGUAGCACAUUUGGCAUCAAAAAAGUUUUAUCAAAAUCAGCCAAGUACCUGCCUAAGCUUUUGAUCAAUAAAGAUCUCAUACCAACGAUUAAAAUUGGAGAAUCAUUUGAGCAUCUGGGACGACACUUUAACAUGACUAAUCAAAAACACAAAUCUAAACUGAUCUCCCUCAUUGAUGAACUAAUGUCCGAAAUAGCUCUCAAGCCUCUUCACCC